ACUACUACUGUAUGAAUGCAUUACUAUUACAAUGUAUUAACGGACCACUCAUUACAAUAAUAUUAAUUUAAUUGUCGACACUAUUAGUGGUAAACAAAACAAUUGUCAGACAAAUGAAUGUGUGAUUAGUUUAUUGUUUGUAUGUAUUAUCCCAUCAAUUGAUUCACUGUUUCUCUGACCGAAAGACAGAGAGAGAGAGAGAGAGGACAACCAUUUGAUUGAAGAUACAGUCAGUCAUUCACUCACUCAACUCAUUACAUGUCUAACAACACACAGACAGUAGACAACCAAUGAGUAUAUGUGUGACAAUCAAUACAUCCAACACUUGUCAUUCACACCAACGACAACAACAAUAACACCAAUAGUUUGGACACAAUUAUCAGUAAAACCCUCCCCUUCCCGAGACUACAGUUUUUCCCCGAUUACCCAAUUUUUCCGACCCGAACGACAUGAACGACAAUGACAAUAAUCAUAAGCGCCCAUUGGAUGAUGAAUUAGAUGGUGUAGUAGUGGCUGAAGUUAAAGCUGAAGAAAUGGAUGCAAAUAAUCAUCAAAAUAAUAACAACAACAACAACAUCGAAGACGGUGAUCAGCCGCCGAAAAUAGUAGCCGUUCACCAACCGGACGGACUGCAACCGCCGCCGAUCAAGAGAGUCCGUACCAGUGAAGAGUUGGACAUUAGAUUUUUGGUGUCCAGUAAGGAGGCCGGUGCCAUCAUUGGCAAAGGAGGGGCUAAUAUAAACCAUUUAAGAAAACACUAUAAGUCAAGCGUUACUGUGCCCGACUGUCCCGGCCCUGAACGGGUCCUAUCCAUUGUUGCCACACUUGAAACGCUCGGAGAUAUACUGACUGAAGUUAUUGGAUUUAUAGAUGACCGUUCCGCUACUAACCCGGAGCAUGAAGUCGAGAUAAGGCUAUUGAUUCAUACAUCACAUGCCGGAGGCAUCAUUGGUAAGGGAGGCGCCAGGAUUAAGGAUCUCAGAGAUCAAACAAAAGCGGCAAUCAAAGUGUUUUCCCAAUGCUGUCCGCUAUCAACUGAGCGUAUUUGCGCCAUUCAGGGCCCGCCAACCAUUGUUAUCAAUGCAAUCAAAAUUGUUUUGGAAAUAAUACUGGCCUCACCAAUCAAGGGACCCGUCAAACUAUACGAUCCACACAAUUUUGACAUUUAUUUUGCGCCCGAAUAUGGCGGCUAUACUGAACCCGUCCCCAAUAAUUUUCGCUCUCGCGGACCAAAUAUGCCAUACGGUCGAGGAGGCGGUGGUCGUGGCCGAGGGGGUGGUGGCAGGAGAGGAGAUGGUGUUCCCUGGCAUCAGGAUGCGCCUCCGAUGCCAAUGCCACCCGAGCCAUGGGUUGGCCAAAUGCCUUAUAACAGACCAGCGGCCGAUCGACGUCCUCACAAUCCAAUGUAUUCGCGAAACUGGUCACCACAGAAUCCUCGACUACCUGUAUCGCAACCGCUCUCACCCGUAGAUCAGCCCUACUGGUCUGACGUGAUUCCCAACGAUAACAUUACAACAGGCGCACCAAUACAUUCGCCAAAUCUAUGGUCAGACGGUUACGGCGCCGGCAAUGACGAAUCGAGUUUCACUUCGGGCGAUCAAAAUAUCAUUGAAAAUAUUGAUGGCUCGGCCACCGCUACCAUCAGUGUUCCCAACAAUGUGGCCGGUGCUAUCAUUGGAAAGGGAGGUAACAGAAUACGGAUUGUUAGGCGAGAUUCCGGUGCAGAAAUAUCGAUCGAUAGUGCCGUUGGCACCGGAAAUGAGCGCAAGAUUACUGUUAAAGGCAACGCAGAUCAGGUGCGAGUGGCCUGUUCUAUGAUACACAAGAGUAUCUCCGAAAACUCAACAACGCGUCGCUAUUAAACACAAACACACGUGUUGUCUGUCUGUGUGUUUAUAUGUCUGGUAUACCUAACAAUUGUUUUUUUAAAAAAAUUACUUUAUUAUCGCCUAUACGACGACGACACGUCUAAUAUAUCUAUCUAUAUAUCAAUAUAUUAUAUGAUAUUUUAAUAUUUC
This is a messenger RNA of Oppia nitens, 2018 nucleotides long. RefSeq names its product heterogeneous nuclear ribonucleoprotein K-like. The coding region runs from base 450 to 1862 and encodes 470 amino acids. Gene Ontology annotation, molecular function: mRNA binding. The transcript has 10 exons. Gene Ontology annotation, cellular component: cytoplasm; nucleus. Gene Ontology annotation, biological process: regulation of transcription by RNA polymerase II; regulation of mRNA splicing, via spliceosome. The record is from RefSeq and is a predicted model, not a curated record. Lineage: Eukaryota; Metazoa; Arthropoda; Arachnida; Sarcoptiformes; Oppiidae.